Suillus paluster is the source of this 1518-nucleotide messenger RNA. RefSeq lists its product as uncharacterized. Bases 1 to 1518 code for a protein of 505 amino acids. The transcript is spliced from 7 exons. Lineage: Eukaryota; Fungi; Basidiomycota; Agaricomycetes; Boletales; Suillaceae. The record is from RefSeq and is a predicted model, not a curated record.
AUGGUUGCCACACAGGCUCUCAGAUCUGUUUCACCUGUACGCGUCGUUUCAUAUGCGAAAACUGAAUCAUUGUUAGCCCCUGUAAUUUCAAAAUCGAAGGCCAUUGAUGAUUCUCUCGAAAACUUCAUACUGCCAUGUGAGAAGAAGUGCAGAUUCCCUGCAGCACGUUCGAAAUGUAAAGCAGAUGAAGAAAUCCCACAUGGCUCCCUCCCUCCCAGUCCCAAGAAGCAUUCCCUCUCCUGUUCAUAUGCGAUUGCUGACCUUACAACUGCGGAUCUGCCGCAUAAAAUUCCUCAAGGGCAUUCGAAACGCAAAGAAUAUGGAGACACGCCAGAUGGUUCCUUCCCUCCCAGUUACAAGAGGCGUACCCUCUCCCGUUCAUAUGCGAUUGCUGACCUUACAACUGCGGAUCUGCCGCAUAAAAUUCCUCAAGAGCAUUCAAAACGCAAAGCAUAUGGAGACAUGCUAGAUGGUUCCUUCCCUCCCAGUUUCAAAAGGCAUACCCUCUCCCGUUCAUAUGUGAUUGCCGAUCUCACUGCUCACUCAGCAACUGAAGAGCGCAGCGUAGAUCCCGUCCUUUUUUUGCACUCCUUGAAAGGUGUUCAGAGUAAACCUAUGUCAUCGAUUAUGUGCUUCGACGCCCCCCCAGGAGUAGAUCUGGCAUCUUUAUUCCAGCUCAUCAAGGAUUUAGAUUGCUCCAGUUUCAACCCAAGCGCAGUAUCUAGUCUUCGGCGAUUGUCGGUGGACUUGCCCAUGUUUUUCUCCCCAUGCGUCGCCUCACUCACCCUCGCAACCUUGCAGGACUCCCCAUUAACCGACCUCUCACUCACUUACACUGGAUUGAGCAGCAUUCAGUGGGCUGCAUUGCUGCGGAACGUCCACCUCCCGCUGCUUCAAAUGUUGACAGUUGACAUUGAGUGCCCCCCCAACGUUCUCGCUGAAUUUUUGAUCCGCCAUCAGAAUGUUGGCCAAUUGUGGAUUCAUCUGGGGUCGACUCUUUCGCCGAAACUACCAAAUCAUGCCUUACAGAAGGUAUCAAGACAGACAUUGCAGCACAUCCCCAAUUCCCAUCUACUACACCUGAAUGUUCUUGGCGGCCCGCCUUGCUAUCUUGUUUCCCUGCUAGCCAUAAUUCAUUCAGCCCCUUGUAUUCGAAACCUCAGCCUUCAGUUUGGGGAAAAUUUGACUUCUAACCACUUGUCGGCCGUUCUAGACGUUACUCAACAUUUCACGAGUAUCCAGGCACUGCAGUUGAGCUUUUUCGACGCUUCCCAUACUGCCAGCCACUUUAAUGUCCCGUACGAUGGCCGCACUGUACCUUCGAAACACCUAACAAUUUCUGUGUGUGGCCCUUAUCCAGACGCUCUCCUCUUCCGCUGCCAUCCUUGGCUCGACGCCUUCCAUGAGCUGGAAAGCGUUGAACUUCAGGCCAAAUGCACGAGUUCAUUCGAGAAGCUUGCAGAGCUCUUUUCUCGUACGGACAAUCCUUUUCAGCUGAAAAUUAGCAGUGACUGGUAA